CUGCUUUCUAGCAAAGAGAAGCUCGCGCAUCUCUGAGCCGGAGCAGACAGUGGUGAUGCCCAACAGCACAUAAAAGAAGAUGAUCCGGAUCGCUGCUCUUAAUGCAGCCUCUGAGACUGCAGAUGAGCACGAGGAUCACUUCAGAAGUACUAAACCGAGUCAGACCAAGGAGGCACAGGAAGCAGAGGCGUUUGCGCUGUACCACAGAGCUCUCGAUUUGCAGAAACAUGACAAGUUCGAGGAGUCGGCCAAAGCUUAUCACGAGCUCCUCAAGACGCCGCUGCUUAAGGAGGCGGUGGCAUCCGAAGAUGAGAAGGUUGGGUUGAAGCACCCGGGGCUGAUGCUGAAAUACUCCACUUAUAAAAACCUAGCCAGCCUCGCUGUACUCAGAGAUGACCUGGAUACAGCGACAAACUUCUACGUGGAGGCUGUCAUGCUGGACUCCACAGAUGUGAACAUGUGGUAUAAGCUGGGUCAGGUGGCUCUGAGGAGAGUGAGCAUCCCACUGGCUCGUCAUGCCUUCGAGGUGGGACUGCGCUGUAACCCCGACCACUGGCCGUGCCUCGACAGCCUCAUCACUGUCCUGUACACGCUCAGUGACUACAGCUGUUGCCUCUACUACAUCUGCAAGGCUCUGGAGAAAGAUAUAGGCUACACUAAAGGCUGGGUCCUGAAGGAGAAGAUCUUUGAGGAGCAACCCUGCCUCAGACGAGACUCCAUGAAGUUGUUCUCAAAACUUGAUAUGACCAUGCAGUACAGUGACGCAGACGAAGAGGAAGCUCACAGUAUUGUAGAGGAGGCGUUGGAGCUGAGGAGACAGAGGCAGGCGAAACUCGCACGACCUCCUCUGCAAGACCUACAGCUGGUGGAGCCCAUCAAACGCUUCACUUGGAAGAGCAUAGGCGAGAGCUUCCUGGCCAUGUACAAACACCAGAACGAGUGCCUGGUUCCAAGACCUGACUACGGUCGCCGAAUUGACCUCACCAUGUACCGUGAUCCAGACUGCGUCCUCCAAGCACCUUCAGAUGUCGCCCAAGUUCAAAUAGCCCCAGCCACAGAGUCUCCCCAGUCUUCCACCUCUGCUCCAGCACCUGAGCCUCUUCCACCACCUCCAGCAGACUCCAGCAGCCCCAGUGCCAGCCAGUCCAUGCCCUCCGAGUGCCCUCUUCAGCCACAGGCUCAAAUCAGUAACAUCUCAGGACAACUGCAAGUGAGCCAGAGCUCCAUCGAGGUUGGUGCUGCUGCUGCUACAAGCACCACUACUACUACUGCUGCUGCUGCUGUUUUGAAUGGUACUGUCACAACUACUGCUACCUCUGCUAAUGCUACUGCGCCCCCUGGUGUUCUCGACUCGGCACUGAACGAUAAAGUGAAGAAGGCCACCAAGAGGAAGAGAACAAUGGAGGACUGUGGAGAGACCGCCAAGAGGAGGUCUGCACGCGUUCGCAACACCAAAAGCAAGAAGGAAGAAAAGAUCGACUUCCAAGAGCUGCUGCUUAAAUUUCUACCGCCACGGCUGAAGAAGUUUGAUGUUGAUGAGGAUGAGGAAAGCCUCAGUAACAUGGACACACAGUGUGAAGCGAAACCCAGCUCCAAGCUCAACCAGGGCACCGGGUCGAUCCUGUCUGACUACAUCAGCUCAGCAGAGACAGAGCAUGAGGAAGUGCAUUCUUUCCUGCUCACUAACAUGGAGAACGGCGGCAUCCUGGAACUCCUCAUGCGCUAUUUGAAGGCAAUAGGGCAGAAGUUUCUGGAAGAGUGGCCUCCCGGAUUGAGCAGCGUGGUGAUGGAGAUCUACUACUGCUGGAGGCGACACAGUGCGGGCCUGCCCAAUCCACUGCUCCGAGACUCCAACAACCAGCACAUCAAGGAGAUGAUGAUGAUGAGUUUGUCCUGUAUGGAAAUGCAGUUGGAGCAGUGGGUCCUCAACAAAGGAAAGAACAUGUCUCAGAGGAGGAGUGUGUCAGGGCACGGGGGUGAUCACAGCGAGCUAGACAGCCAGGAGAGCCGCUUCCUGACUGAUCUGUACAUGCUGAUCAUGGCUUCCUCUCAGGCAGACAUCUUCGAGCGAGACUGGCUGUCCUUCGCUGUCAGAGUGCACUGGCUCAAAGCUCGGCACCUUGCUUUUCAGGGUGACAUGGAGGAGGCACUGGAGCGUUACGAUGUGUGUAUCGGGCUACUGAAGAGCCAACCUCACAUCAGUGAUGGAGACAGACUCUCCAUCCACAUGCCAAACCUUUGUGUUGAUUCAGUCAUUUCUUUAGAGGAGAUUCAGAAGAAGCUGAAGUCUCUGGAGAGGUGCCAGUCACUGGAGGAGAUUCAGAGGCUGUUUGAGACCGGAGACUACCAGUCCGUGGUGAGAUUACUCCGACCCACGCUGAGCUAUGGGCCCAGCUCAGCACGGCUGAAGCCGUUGGAGUACAUCAGCUCGACUCCUGAGAGACCAGCACAGCUGCUGCUGCUUCAGAGCUCCCUGCUUCGCAUAAAGGAUUAUGCUCAGUGUCUGGAGAGUACUGAGGUGGCACUGAACGAGGCCAUGCAGCACAUAAACUCCAUGUUACCCAGCAGCCCCUCUGCUAAGGAGGAGUGGGUAGCCACAGUGACAGCCAUGCUGCGGGGAAUCGAACAGUGCAUCACGGAACAGCCUCUACUUCUCACCAGCACACCACCCACCACCAACUUGCCUCGCCUCGCCAACAACCUCAUACAGCUAAUAGCCUGCAGCAUGGUGUUGCCUGACGACCCUAAGGAGCCUCACUUCUCCUCCAUGCUGCCGUGGAUGCUGCUCUAUCACCUGCUCAAGCCGGACGAGGCCGAGCUUGACUGCACACUCCGGCAGCACCAAGCUGAUGACGACGAUGACGAUGACGACAAUCCCCUGUUGCCCUCGUCUCUGAUGUUGUUAAACACAGCACACGAGUGCCUAGGCCGCCGCUCCUGGUGCUGCAACUCUGACGGCGCUCUGCUCAAGUUUUUUGUGCGCGUACUGCAGCAGAAGCUAGCUGAAGCAGAUGCACUGCCUUAUAAGGAGGAUCUGGAGACGGCGUUGGAGCAGUGCUUCUACUGCCUGUAUGCCUACCCGAGCAAGAAAAGCAAAGCACGCUACCUGGAGGAGCACUCUGCGCCACCGGUGGAGCUGCGCUGGAGCGACGCUCUCUUCAUGUUUGAGUACUUCAAGCCCAAGACCCUACCAGAGUUUGACAGCUAUAAGACGAGCACAGUGUCUGCUGAUCUGGCCAACCUGCUGAAGAGGCUUAUCGGAAUCAUCCCGCGCUCCGCUGAGCCGACACUCUCCAUCGACGAAGUGUCAACCUACGUAGAGGGAGGAGCAUUCAAGGCACCGUCACUCCCAGAAGGAACCCCUCCAGCACACCCUCUGGUCAAUGAGCUGUACUACCUGUUGGCUGACUACCACUUCAAGAACAAAGAGCAGACCAAAGCCAUUAAAUUUUACAUGUAUGACGUCUGUGUGUGCCCCAACAGGUUUGACUCCUGGGCCGGGAUGGCUUUGGCCCGUGCCACUCGCAUCCAGGACAAGCUGAACUCGAACGAGCUGAAGAGCGACGGGCCCGUGUGGAAGUGCUCGCUCGCUGUGCUGGCAUGCUUUAAGCGGGCACUGGAAAUCAACAGCUCCAACCUCAGCCUGUGGAUAGAGUAUGGAACCAUGUCCUACACCCUGCACUCCUUUGCCUCCAGGCAGCUCAAGCAAUGGAGGAACAAGAUGCCGCCGGAUUUCACCAAAUUGAUGGAGGAACGUAAGGAUUCGAUGCUGGAGACGGCAUAUAAAUGCUUCCAGAGUGCGUCCACAUGCGGAGGAGAGUGUAAUGAGGAAGAGUGGCUGAUACACUACAUGCUGGGCAAGAUCUCUGAGAAACGCAAGUUACCACCCAAAGACUAUUUACAGCUCUACAAACAGUCUGCUCAUUUUCUCCAUGAAGAAGCUGCCAGGUAUCCCCGAAAAAUCCACUACCACAACCCACCUGGUCUGGCCAUGGAGGCGCUAGAACUGUUCUUCCGUACGGCUGCCACUAUUCUGAAGCUGUUAGAGGAAGAGUGCGGCAAGGAAGAAUCGGAGCAGAAGGACCAUCUGGACUACGAUCUUUUUUUUAAUAUGCUUGCUGAAGCUGCGGUCGGACCUUUUGCUCGCGGAGAGGAGAAGAGCAUGCCUAAAACAAGCGACAAGGAAAAACUCCCUUCUUUGAACGAUGAAGACUCGCACUCCUCACUAGCGGUGACGGCGUUGACAGCAGCAAACUCUACAGCGGCAGCCGUGCCCAUGGCGACAUCGUUGCCCAGCGACGGUGCGGCAGGUGUGACUUCCCCCCCAUGUGUGGUCACUCCGCUCGACCACGAUUACGCCAAACGUAAAAAGCUGCAGCAGAGGCAGGGGCAGCCGCAGGACGCCCUGUACAGGAAUAAAACAUGUCAGAUCUCACACCUGCCCUCAGCAAACCUCUCUCACGACCACGAUUACUGCGGGUCUGGGUGUGCACCUUCUUUGAGAGCGGAACCUGCGUAUGAACAAAGUCAGGACAGCGUGGCAGUGUUAUCUGACUCCAGCUCCCUGCAGGACGUGUUCUUGGACCAGACCAGCUCACAAGACAGCACCCAUAAGCUGGAUUCUGGGAAAUGUCAGUCAUUUUCUGAAGACGCAAACACGCAUAUUAAAGACAAAGCUGCUGCAGUGGAAGAACCAGACGAGAAGCACGUGGACGUCAGCUCCACCACGCUCUCCCAGGAGUCCUCGGACACCACUCUGUCCGUUACGUCUCCCGAGAUGUCCAUCCCCAAACCCUCUGCCCCGGACACGCCCACCCAAGCGCCAGCCGUCCUGCUGCGCUCCGCCCCUCGCCGGCCCGAGCCGCUUGCACCACCCGAGCUCCUGGAGGUGCCCAGGUGUCUGCCGGCAGAUCGGGUGGAACAAAGGAAGGUGCUGGUGGAGAUGUGUGUGAGGGCUCUGUUUCUAUGCCUCAACCGCUUCCCUCAGCACUAUAAGAGCCUGUAUAGACUCGCCCACCUGUAUGCCUGCAGCAAGACACACAAGAAUCUGCAGUGGGCAAGGGAUGUGUUGCUAGGGAGCAGUGUCCCAUGGCAACUGCUGAAGCACAUGCCUGCACAGGGACUUUUCUACGAGAGAAACAAAACCAAUUUGUUCAACGGCAUCUGGCGUAUCCCAGUAGAUGAAAUCGAUCGCCCGGGUAGUUUUGCAUCUCAUAUGAACAGAUCCAUUGUGCUGUUGCUGGAUGUUCUGUCUCAGUUAAGGGAUCACGACACGCUGCUGAAGAUCUCCCUCAUGCUCCAGAGAACCCCUGAUCAGGGAAAGAAAUAUUUGCGGGAUGUGGACCGGCAGGUCUUGGCAAAGCGCGCCUUUUUCUUCACUGUGAAAGUGUUGGAGGACAAUCUGGAUAAACUCACUGCGGUGUCUGAUCCUUCUCCUAAGCCUUCCACUUCCUCCAUGGGUGAAAUGACCACAGCUGACGUGUCCAGCCGGCCUCCUGCCACAGAGGACGCGAAAUCUUCUCAACCUGCAAAAUCAUGCCUUCCAGACUCGUCCUCGACGCCAGGUGUUGAUCUGACGACCUCAGGCCCCUGCCAGCCUCUGGCUUCUCUCUCUCAGUCCGCUCUAGAACCAGGAAACCAGAACCAAGGCACAUCAGCAACUUCUCAGGCCAGAGAAGGCAACUCUACCCUGGGGGAGCCUAUGGAGCUCGAACCUGGAACAUGGACAGGCUCUUCGAAACCAGGUCACCCACAGUCCAACACUGACGGUGUUUCACAUGAGCAAGGAACCACCAGAUGCGCUGCAGAGGGGACAGAGAGACGCCUGGAAAGCGCUCGGACCCCAGAGCUGUCUCUGGAGGAGCUGAGCAUUAGUUCCAGACAGCAGCUGAUGCAGGUUCAGGCGAGCACGGCCCACAGAGGAACCCACACUAUGACCACAGCGCGGCCGAACAGGAAGAGGAAGCUGCUGGAGGACGUCGAGUCGGGCAAGACGCUCUUACUGGAUGCAUACAGAGUGUGGCAGCAGGGGCAGAAGGUCAUGACCUAUGACCUGGGGCGCAUUGAGAAGAUCAUGUCGGAGACGUACAUGCUAAUCAAGCAGGUGGAUGAGGAUGUGGCGUUGGACCAGGCCAUGAAGUUUUGCCAGAUUCAGAUGGCAACAUCAGCACAAAGACAGAAUCUCAGUGAUGCACCCAUCACCCCAAAGUUCAGUAAAGAGCACAGAGACAUCUUCUUCCCUGCUUCUGUCUCCACUCCAUGCCUCCACACACACACACAGCCUCUACUUGCCCAGGAGCAUGAGACCAAGCUGAGCAAGGCUCCACGGCCUCUUCACACACACUCGCACUCUCAUACAUCCAGCACGCCGACACAGAUGUAUUGCCCGCCUCCGGGCCAGCAGGACCAAUCACAGCCCCGGACGACGCCCAGUCAGUUAAUAGCAGGCAUGGCGUUCUUACCCCACACAGACAGAGAAGCCUCUGCCCCAGAAGGUCUGGCAUAUAGACAGCAGGAGUCUCAUUUAUGUCAGCAGAUGAAGAUGGCUACAGUUUCCCAGAGUCACAACACGCAGGAGUGGAGCAGUCACGAAGCCGCCACCUGCUCAACACACACAGAUACGGAAAGCACUGAUCCGUCGAAGCAGGGCGACUCGAGUCGGAUCCGCUCCCGAAUCCCUCCCAACAUGCCCAAGCUGCUCAUCCCCUCCACAGCCACCAAAUUCCCCCCAGAGAUCACAGUCACGCCUCCGACUCCCACACUGCUCUCACCCAAAGGCAGCAUCUCGGAGGAGACCAAACAGAGGCUCAAAAACGUGAUUCUGGCGUCUCAGUCGGCAGCUAAUGUGAAGAAGGACACUCUGACUCAGCCAGCGCUGGAAGUCCAGGAGACGUCCAGCCAGGAGUCGUCGCUGGAGAGUGAGACGGACGAAGAGGAUGACUACAUGGACAUUUGAAUUGGAAAGAUUUCUGACCGUCUGUAUCUCUUUCUCUUUUCUAAUCUUCCUCUCGUUUAUUAUUAGCUUGUUCUUUUGUCUUGAACCGAUGAAACGUUUGCAGCCGUGCACUCCGUCUCUUCGUCCUGCAGCAGUAUGCACGUUCUUUAAGCAAAAGGGCUUUUUUUUUCCUCGAUGCUCAAUGAUGUCCUCUCACUACACAUGCACUGUGUUCUCUAUUUCCUCGCUUUUUGCGUUUUUUUUGUUUGUUUGUUUGUUUUUUCCUGCAAUGAUGCUGCAAUGUUUCACUCCAGUCUGAACAACAACCUGUGACCAGCAGCUUCUAAACGCCGGUGCACGAGUGCCGUUUGUUUCACGCACCUACAUCGGAGGCUUUAACAGCAGGGGUCCUAUGCACACCGUCAGUUUAAUGCAAGGCAUUUAUAAUUACAGCCACAGGGGCAUUAGAUCAGAAAAUGUUUCCCUCUUUACUUUAAAUGAAAUGAGUUUACAUCUCGAAUAAGGUGUUGAAACUCAUGGCAUAUCGACGUGGAUAUUUGCGCUGACGCGGUCAGCAUGCAAGCACUAAACGUUUUAUAUAUAUCCACAUUCACUGGAUAUGAGCAAUCGUGUGCUCUGAUUGGCUACUCUACUACUAGGCUAUCAGCUCUCAUACUGUGAGUGGAGAAAAACAAAAUGGCAGAGCGCAUCAAGUCAGAUAUAUCACUUUAUCAAGUAUUUAAAAGAAACAGAAAUAGCUAAAAGAAUAUAGUUCUCCCCCCCCCCCCCCCCCCAUAUCUCCUGUUCCACACUCCAGCCCAGUCGGUGGCGGUAAUGCACCUUUAAGUUGUUUGGCCAACCGCCAAAAAAACCCUAAAGAAGAUGACGACGACCCCACCCCCCAAAAAAAAAUACAUAUAUGGAAUAAAAGUAUUUGAGGGUAUCUUUUUUUUUUUUUUCCAAGAAUUGUUAUAGCAUUUUUCACAAAUUCCUCUUGUCAUUUCGGCAGUUUGUUUGCAUUCUAAGCGGAAAUUAUUUUGUCGGAUGUUUUGUGUAAAGUUUUUAUUUAUCGUAUUUGCAAAAAAAAAAAAAACAGUAAAAAUGCUCUGUUUCUCAAAAUCCAGUGAAUGUGGAUAGAAUAAAAGUUAUUCCAC
This is a messenger RNA of Neoarius graeffei (lesser salmon catfish), 8088 nucleotides long. It is a transcript of the gene cabin1, whose product is annotated as calcineurin binding protein 1. Gene Ontology annotation, molecular function: protein binding; nucleosome binding. Gene Ontology annotation, cellular component: nucleus. The coding region runs from base 80 to 6955 and encodes 2291 amino acids. Gene Ontology annotation, biological process: chromatin organization. Lineage: Eukaryota; Metazoa; Chordata; Actinopteri; Siluriformes; Ariidae. The transcript has 40 exons. The record is from RefSeq and is a predicted model, not a curated record.